This is a messenger RNA of Nerophis lumbriciformis (worm pipefish), 4648 nucleotides long. It is a transcript of the gene tmem161b, whose product is annotated as transmembrane protein 161B. NCBI's taxonomy places the organism in Eukaryota, Metazoa, Chordata, Actinopteri, Syngnathiformes, Syngnathidae. The record is from RefSeq and is a predicted model, not a curated record.
CCUAGGCUGGAAUUCUCGCCUGUACAAAAUGACACAACGUUUGUACUAUUUUUAAACGACUUUGUAAUCCAGGCACAUCCGCGGACACCUUCUCACCCGGAGUUUCAGCGUGACCUCUAUACCGCAGUUGGAAAAUACUUGAUAGCGGAGCCGCGAUCAAUUGAAUUGUGACGACGUAACCCCUCCAUGGCGGAAAGGUGACAAUUUGACGGGAAGUUCCAUUUAUUUGUGUGUACACAAGCAGCAAGAAGGGCUUAUGUGCUCCUCGCCGUGUCGUCUCCGGCUCGGAGUGCUCUGUGUUGUCGGCGUUGAGCCAGUUUCGGGUGCACUGCAUCAACAUGGGUGUGAUCGGAGUGCAGCUGGUGGUUACCAUGGUAAUGGCCAGUGUAAUUCAAAAAAUCAUACCUCAUUAUUCUUUCGCAAGAUGGUUACUCUGCAGUGGCAGUCUUCGGUGGUACCAGCACCCUACGGAAGAUGAGUUGAGAAACCUCGCUGGGAAACAGAAAGGACUAAAGAGGAAAGACAGGAAGUACAACGGUCACAUAGACAACAAGCCGCUAACUGUACCCAAGGACAUCGAUCUACAACUGGAGACAAAAUGCAUUACGGAAGUCGACACAUUAGCAUUGCACUACUUCCCUGAGUUCCAGUGGUUGGUUGAUUUCACAGUAGCAGCGACUGUGGUCUAUCUAAUAACGGAGCUGUACUACAGUGUGGCUCAGCCCUCAGGAGAGAUGAACAUCAGUGUGGUCUGGUGCCUGCUAGUGCUCGCCUUUGUCAUCAAGACGCUCUUCUCUCUGACGGCCCACUACUUUAAGCUUGAAGAAGGAGGCGAGCGCUCCCUCUGCAUUACAUUCGGCUUCUUCUUCUUCGUCAAAGCCAUGGUCAUCCUCAUUGUCACUGAAAACUACCUGGAGUUCGGUCUGGAGACGGGUUUUGCAAACUUUUCUGACAGCGCUUUACAGUUCCUGGAACACCAAGGCUUGGAGUCACAGGGUCCUAUAUCGAAACUUACUUUCAAGCUAAUACUAGCCUUUUUGUGUGCCCUGAUUGGAGCCUUUUUAACCUUCCCUGGACUGCGAUUGGCCCAGAUGCACCUCGAUGCCCUCAAUGUGACCACAGCCAAAUUUACACAGACUUUGCUGCAUAUCAACUUCCUUUCCCCACUUAUCAUGGUCCUGCUGUGGGUGAAGCCCAUUACCAAGGACUACAUAAUGAACCCCACCCUCGGAAAGGACAGCUUGCCUUUGAUGGCUGAGCAGACGUACGACACACUGCGGUUAUGGACCAUCAUACUGAUGUGUGCGCUGCGGCUCGCGAUGAUGAGGCAUCAUUUGCAGGCCUACCUCAACCUGGCUCAGAAGGGCGUGGAGCAGAUGAAGAAGGAGGCGGGACGAAUAAGUACCAUCGACCUGCAGAAGAUGGUUGCACGUGUUUUUUACUACUUGUGCGUAAUCGCACUACAGUAUGUGGCACCGCUGGUGAUGCUGCUGCAUACAACAUUGCUGCUAAAAACAUUAGGUGGACAUUCAUGGGGGUUCUAUCUUGAAGCAGAAGAGCUGCCCUGCACCCAGCAGAUGGACUCUGCACCAACAACAACCCCCUCGCUGGAGGCGGCCUCGCGGGCGUCAGCGAGCCAACUAUCAGUGGCACUAGGGGGCCUGAAGACCGUCUUUAGCCCCUUGCUUUUCCGAGGCCUCUUCUCUUUCUUCACGUGGUGGAUCGCCGCCUGCCUUUUCUCCACCUCCCUCUUCGGCCUCUUCUACCACCAAUAUCUCAUGGCGGCGUAGGGCCGAUGACGGACCACAUCAUCAGAACUCCUGCUUCAACUUCCAGUGCUUCCUUCACAGGUGAACUCUGUGUUUUGACAUCCACUCCUUUUUAUUCACCUUCACACCAGAUUUUCUUACAUUUAAGAACAAUCCUGACUGGUGGUCAAAUACAGGAUCUCAUAUGCUGGACGGUUACUGCUCACAUGUGGCACACAUGUGUUUUUUACAGGUCUACAGUUAUUCCCUUACAUUUGACUGAAUUUGGAGGUUAUUAAGUUGAGAUAAGCUGCCUUACUUGGGCAAAUACUGACAGACUGAAGUCUUUGAAAAGUAUUUGGAAGUGAUGCAAAAGAAUAGGGUGGGGUGGGGGGGGGGCACUGUCAUAAGCAGGAUGAAUGUGUGUACAGUAUGUAUGAAUGUUUGUUAGGGUUGUACGGUAUACCGGUACUAGUAUAGUACCACGAUACUAAUGAAUCAUAUCCGGUACUAUAACGCCUCUAAAAAGUACCGGUCCCCCCCGUGUACCCCCUCCUUUUUUUUUUUACGGGCAUGACGGCGCGUCGUCGUCAGGUCGUGACAUUGCUGGUUUUACGAGCAGAGGAGCGUGUUCGGCAGCGCACACACACGGAGUACUCACAAGCAGACACGGUGUGUUGACAGAAAAGGGAGAACGGACGCAUUUUGGCUUAAAAACUAAAGAUAAAGGUGAAGUUAUAACACUGAAACACCCUCAGGAAGAGCUGCUUUAAGACAUGGCUAGCUAGCUUGCGGCGAACGUCCACCCGCAGUCGGCAGUGUUUUAGCAACUUCGAAAUCACUAAUCCUCGCCUCCAUGGCGACAAAUAAAGUAAGUUCCUUACAAGUAAAAUUAUCACUGGAGGACGAGGAAUAGUUAAACAUGCUUCACUACACACUGUAGGAGGAUAUAAUCGCUCACCGGCGUCACAAUGUAAACAAACGCCAUGGGAGGAUCUACACCUGACAUCAACUGUAACAAUACCAAGUAAAGGAGCGUAUCUAGUCGAUACUACUAUGAUUACAUCAAUAUUUUUUAGCAUCACAAAAUCUUUUUUAUUUAAAAAAAAAUGUAUAUUAUGUUUAUAAAAUUUGGGAAAUAUGUCCCUGGACACAUGAGGACUUAAAUUAUGACCAAUGUACGAUCCUGUAACUACUUGGUAUCGGAUCGAUACCUACAUUUGUGGUAUCAUCCAAAACUAAUGUAAAGUAUCAAACAACAGAAGAAUAAGUGAUUAUUACAUUUUAACAAAAGUGUAGAUAGAACAUGUUAAAAGAAAAAGUAAGCAGAUAUUAACAGUAAAUGAACAAGUAGAUUAAUAAUUCAUUUUCUACCACUUGUCCUUAAUAAUGUUGACAAAAUAAUAGAAUGAGAAAUGACACAAUAUGUUACUGCAUACGUCAGCAGACUAAUUAGGAGCUUUAAUACUAAAAGACAAGUUGUCUCGUAUGUUCACUAUUUUAUUUAAGGACAAACUUGCAAUAAAAAACAUAUGUUUAUUGUACCGUAAGAUUUUUUGUUAAAAUAAAGCCAAUAAUGCAAUUUUUUGUGGUCCCCUUUUUUUUAGAAAAGUAUCGCAAAGUAUCAAAAUACAUUUUGGUACCGAUACCGGUACCAAAAUAUUGGUAUUGGGACAACCCUAAUGUGUGUACAGUAUGUAUGGGGGUGUGUGUGUGUGUGUGUGUGUGUGUGUGUGUGUGUGUGUGUGUGUGUGUGUGUGUGUGUGUGUUACCAAAAUAUUGGUAUUGGGACAACCCUAAUGUGUGUACAGUAUGUAUGGGGGUGUGUGUGUGUGUGUGUGUGUGUGUGUGUGUGUGUGUGUGUGUGUGUGUGUGUGUGUGUGUGUGUGUGUGUGUGUGUGUGUGUGUGUGUGUGUGUGUGUGUGUGUGUGUGUGUGUGGCACAACCGCGACUGAAGCUCCAUACUCGUUCAGAGAUGGUCUGAAUACGUGAAGUUGAAGAGUUUAAACUGAGCCAUUCUGAAAACGAGAGUGCUGAGCUCUUAUCAGAGCGGCUGUGACCAUUGAGAGCAUUUUUUACGAGGGUAGCGCGACGCUUUUCGCCCGCCGUGUUCUGCAUGCGCUCCCUUCUGAAGCUCUGUCGCGAUCGACUUGUUGAAGAAAAAAAAAAAAAAUUUUGUUUUUUUUUCCUUCUUUCUCAAAUCACUUUAUUUUAUAAUUUGAGUGUUUCUAACGAAUCAAAGGGAUUCCCGCAACGGUGCCAAGUGUUCCACGUCCACACCUUAAUGGCCUUGUUUUUCCUCGGCCAUGAAGAAGUGGUCUCUCCGUAACCUAGACCCAAGUGUAACUUUUUAAGCUCAUAGAAAAAGUCCAAACCUUUCAACUACUUAAGGCCAUAACACUUUUUUUCCUUCCAGGAGACACGCAUCAUAUCACAACUUCUGUUUUACACAACGGGACAUUUGAACUAAUUAAUGAAUGUAUCAAUCCUGCCUAAUCUCUAGAUUGUUUUCAUGAAACUGAUUUUUGUGUUGUUUUUUUUAACUUCCCACACUUCCUCUUCUGCCAUUCUGCUACGGGCACAUUUGUAUUUGUCCGAAUGAGUAUUUUUCUUAGUAUUUAUUAAAGAUGUCUCAGCCUGUAAACAUUUCAAAUUUUAACACAAGAUGUUUUAAUUUUGGUGUUAGCAUGCAUGGUGACUUAAAUCAGUUUUGUACAUGUUUUGACAGUUUUUAAUCAUGUUUUGACAGUUUUUAAUCUGUUCAGUUGGGAAGUAGCUGGGAUACUUUCAAGAAUUCAGUUCGGUACCACUGAAAGUUGGUAUUCACAAAGUAGUUCACACAUGUUGUUCCUCCAUGUAUUUAUUUCAGAAUAUGUCUUUUAAUAAAUUAUGUUCUUUCA